GUGGUGCUAUAAAUUCUGUUUCUUCCACUGAGGUUUGAAUGACGCAAACUUUAACAGUUUAUUUUGUAGAGAAGGCCCUAUUUUAUUGGUAGGAAGCUCCCGAGACAGACUCAGGUCAGUCAAACACCCCCAUAUUCACCAGACAUGCCAAAAGGGAGAACACUUAUAGUUGCCUAAGAGCAUAUGUUUACAACCAUCUUGGGUGGAAAAACCAAGAUGAUGAAAACAGUUGAAUCACUAAAUAUUGUUUCAUAAAAUAUCGGUUUUCCUUUCAGUGUAGCUUUUUUUUUUUUCUUUUUUAAAUAAAAAAGUUUGUCUGGAACUUUUCUGUUUUCACAGCGGUUUUGGAUUCACUGGCAUACUGCUCAGCACAUUCAUUCACUUUUCACAACUGCACCCAGAUGUAUUUCCUUCCUAAGAGCAACCAUGUUUCCUGCGCCUUCACGUCAUUGAGGUAAAAGCGAUGUGCCAUCUGUCGACUGGUCCAUUAACUCCAUUCAAGGUUAGGCUAUAUCAACAGAUGACUUGUUUUAGUUAGCAACCACACCCCCCCCCCCCUUCUUAUUCUGUUUCUAUAUAAAAAACCCAAACACACUGUGCUCUCACUUUUAAUUUUGCCAACACGAACAAACGGUGAGACAUACCUUCUCAACAGCCCUGUGUAAAUCUUUAUGUUGCGUUCACUUACUCGUUCAUGUUAGUUUUUUCUUGUCAUCAAAUCGACCAAUGCAUUAAAAAGUUUUUACGUUUUAUUUAAACUUUUAUUGAAACGUUGACCAUUUCCCAAUGGUGUCAAACUCAUCUGAAGGCACUGCACCAGCCACAGGCUCCUGGGCCACUGAUGGAAAUGAAUGCAAUCAUACUGAAGCCUGGGAGUGGGUUUACGCCAUGCAGCCAGCCUACAUGGGGGUCAUCUGUGUCCUGGGCAUGGCCGCCAACGCCUUCGUCCUCUGUGUAUUCUGCCUCCAGAGGGAACGCCGAACCGUAGCCGACGUCUACCUCGGCAAUCUCGCGUUGGCCGAUCUGGUCAUGGUCUCCUGCCUGCCAUUCUGGGUCGUGACCAUCACCCAAGAGUUCCACUGGUUGUUCGGGGAGGCGUUGUGCAAGCUGGUGGGCUUAACCAUCGCCAUGAAUUACUACUGCAGCAUCCUGUUCGUCACGAUGAUCAGCGUCGACCGCUACCUGGCCCUGGUCAGGCCCAUGUCGUCCGUCAGGCUGAGGGACGUGUCCUGGGCCAGAGUGCUCUGCCUCGCCGUCUGGGUGGUGGCCGGUCUCCUGAGCCUGCCAGCCCUGCUGUUCCGCACCGUCAAGCCCUUCCCGGAAUACGGGGUGGAGGCGUGCUACCUGGACUACCCCCACGAGGGCUGGAGGAUCCGCUACAACAUGACUGUCAACAUCUUGGGCUUCCUGAUCCCCCUCACGGUGCUGUCUUAUUGCAGCUACUGCAUCAUCACUGCCCUCAAGAACAACCAAAUGAGGAAGUAUUCUGCAGUAAGGACGGGGAGGAAGGCCAGACACCUGGUACUUAUUGUCCUUGUAGUCUUUAUUCUUUGCUGGCUGCCCUACCAGGUAGUCAUGUUCCUGGACACACUCUAUUACUACCAUGUUCUUAGAGGUUGCCUCUGGGCGAGUGGUAUUGAUAUUAGCAUUCAGCUGGCUACUUAUCUUGGUUAUGGCAACAGCUCACUCAACGCGUUCUUGUAUGCUAUUGUGGGGAAGCAUUUCAGGCAAAAGGCAACAAGGAUCUUUAAACACAUUCUCAACCGAAAAGACAAGAGUGAGACCUUGAAAACUAUUAAAUUUACAUCAAUCACUAGAUACAAUGAGUCCAUCAAUCUGGGUGAUUCCGAACUUUAUCUUAGAAAUACUUUAGAAUCAUCGAAUUAAAUUAGGCUAAUAUUCUGUGGAAAUGACAGAACAUGGAGUAAUAGAUGUUCAAUGUUUGAGGUAAUUUGUGAUUUAUUUUUUCCUUCUACACAUAUUUAAAAUAUAUAAUACCUGACAUGUCUGAAUGUAAAGAUCUUAAAAGUGACCUCUUCUCUGUAAAAAACAUUGUUAUCAUGAAUAAUGUGAAAUAACAUUAGGACCAUCAAGUGAUAAGUGGAUAAUUAUUUAUAAUUAAUAAUGAAAUUCUAUUAAUUUCUGUGAAGGAAACCAUUUAAAGUCAAAUGUUUGUUUGGUUUGCACUACUGAGUGUAUGUUUUGUGAUUUUUCAUUGUUCAUUAGUUCUUCACACAUCAAUUUUGUAUAACCUGUACUGGUCUGUGGCAAACUAAAUGGCAAAACUGAAUCAAACAAAACCUCAUGGCCUCUUUAUUAUAUUUAUUGUUUAUUCUUGACAGGGUUUGAAUUUUGCUUUCCACAUUUUCCUUACUGUUCUUUUGUCACCAUCUGGGUGAUGCACAGGAACCAUUUGGUACCAUAAUGCUAACCACAAUUAUAUGAAGUGGUGGGAAAGAAAGGCAGUUACAUUGGGAGAGGAUUGGAUGGCCAGGCUGAGAGCCUGUUUAGGCUGGAUAAAUAAGAUUGCCUGUUUAACUGGAUAAAUAACUACCUCUCUCUUAGCAGCUACCUUGGAUACCCAUCCCUGCCCAGUUUUACCAAGUGGUUCUGACCCAUCCACUUACUUAUGCCUAUUAAUUCUCCUACUUUAUAGUCUGAUACCAAUUUGAUAGGUACAAAAGUGCAGGGAUAUACUCAAGGAAUGUAGCAACUGAAAGACUGGAUAAGUUACACGCAACUGAGAUAUGAUGUGUAAGUUGGAUUUAUCUACAAGUUUUUUAUGUGUUUUUCCCCCUAGUAAUAUGUGGACCUCAACUGUCUCCCGCACCACCUUGCUAUGAGUGUAUUCUUUCAAAAUGUCUCAUUUUGUCAUUCCCACAGAGAGAAAAUGAUGUUGUGUGAAUUAUGUUCCCAGACAGCACAAUUUCUGUAGUUAAUCAAAAAAUUAACCUUCAAGUUGUACUCACUGCACUAAAUGGCAACACAUCUUAAUGCUUCUCGACAUCAUGAAAGUUUUUAUUUUUUCUUC
Messenger RNA from Anguilla anguilla (European eel), 3031 nucleotides. RefSeq names its product B2 bradykinin receptor-like. Gene Ontology annotation, cellular component: membrane. The coding region runs from base 787 to 1887 and encodes 366 amino acids. Gene Ontology annotation, biological process: G protein-coupled receptor signaling pathway; smooth muscle contraction; immune response. Lineage: Eukaryota; Metazoa; Chordata; Actinopteri; Anguilliformes; Anguillidae. The record is from RefSeq and is a predicted model, not a curated record. The transcript is spliced from 2 exons. Gene Ontology annotation, molecular function: bradykinin receptor activity.